UAACAAAACAUUUUCAUAUAUAUAUAUAUAUUUAAUUAAUGUUUUUAAUUUUAAACUUAAUUGCUGAUAAACUUAGUCACAACUAAUACUGACUUGACAGUAUGCAUUAAAAUAAUGGAUUAUACUCUACUCCGGUGGGGGAAAGAAUAUAGAUAUACACAUUUGAUAGUUAUCAAAGAAAAUACAUAAUUGGUACAAUCAUAGAAUUUUAAAUCUACGAUGUUUAAAACAAAAUGUUUUUCCUAAAUCUUUGUUGGUCAAAUCUCCUGACAAAUCUAUUCGUUCAAUCAAAGCGGCGAUCACAGCCACUAGAACUUUUAUCAGGGAACGUAUACACAUAGCCACUAUGAAUUUGGAGUCACUACGUUCAAGGGUAAAGAAUAUCGAUGAAAUUCUGUCUGUUAUCACACCGAAAGAAAUAAGAUCUAAUAUAAAUGAAUUUUUCAAACUCAGAGAACAGUUUUAUCAUCAAUCAUCAAAGCUACGAUAGAUUAGAAAGUUCGAAAAAAUGUUGAAACAUACGUCAAACAGCAAAGUUAAACAAACUAGAGAUAAAUCGAACACAGUAGAUAUUAACAAGGUGUUAGUUAAUUUAUCUGAUAGAAUUCUCAACUCCCAUGAAUUUUUUUUACUUAAAAAGGGUCUCAAUUUCAAUAUAAAUAGACCACAAUUAUCGUCUUUCAAUACUAUACCAGCAAUUGAAUAUACUUCCUAAUGAAACAGCGAAUGAAUUGAGGAAUAAAAUAAUGCCCGCGUUAUUAUGUCAAAAAUCACAAAAAUCUAAUAUGACUAAAAAUGAGUUACAUGCUUUAAAGCAACUAAGAAAUGAUAAGACAAUUAUCAUUACAAAAGCAGAUAAAGGUAACACUACAGUUAUCAUGAACAAAUUGGACUACGAGAGAAAAGCCAAGGAACAUCUACAAGAGGGACCGUAUGAACUAAUCAAAGAUGCAAAAAGCAGAACUACGCUCAAUAAACUUAACGCGGAAACAAGUAAAAUCUUACAUUCGUUAAAGGUCAAGCUCGGAACGCCAUUAUGGUUUAUGCUAAAUCCAAAAAGUUGUAACCCUUGUAGAUUCUAUGGACUCCCGAAGAUUCACAAGGAUAGUACUCCACUAAGACCAGUGAUCGAUUUCACAAAUUCACCGACUUACAACCUAGCGAAAUACUUAGCUAGGAUACUAAAACCGUAUGAAAAAUUGACUAAUCAUGGAAUUAAAAACUCUAUGGAAUUUAAAAACGUUAUUGAUACCAUCGACAUAGAAGAGGAUAAAGUAAUGGCAAGUUUUGAUGUUUCUUCCUUAUUUACUAACGUACCUAUCAACAGAGCGUUGGAUAUUAUUUAUGCUUGUUUAGAAUCUGAUUUGGAUUUAAAUUUACGUUGCCCGUUAGAUCCGUCUGAGUUUAUCAAAUGUUUGGAACUAUGUUUAAGGUCCACCCUAUUCAUAUUUCGAGGAGAUCUAUACAGACAAAAAGAAGGUAUAGCUAUGGGUUCACCAGUUUCUCCGAUUGUUGCGAAUUCAUUCAUGCAUUCACUCGAAACUAGUGCAAUCGCAAGAAGUGUUUGUCCACCAAAGGUCUGGCUACGGUAUGUAGAUGAAAUUUUUGUUAUCAUUAAACAGGACUAUUUGGAAGAAUUGUUUGCAAAUGUGAACAACAUUUCGGAACAAAUUAAUCUAACGAAGGAAAUAGAGUCUGUUGACCACAAACUGGCAUUUCUCGACUGUAUGGUUGAGCGAAGACUUAAUAAUAGGAAGUUGAAAAUAAAUGUUUUCAGAAAAUCAACACAUUCAGAAAGAUACUUAGAUUUUUAUUCGGCUCAUGCUUUAUGUACGAAAGUCACAGUUGUUAAAAAUUUAAUUAACAGAAGUCUUAAGCUUGUUACAGAUAAGGAAGACCAACAAUAUGAAUUGAAUAGGAUUUUAUCUACACUUAGGGAUAACAACUACCCAAAAGAGAAGAUUGUUAGAAAGGAAAGAAAAGCUAAACUACAAUGUGUACAGAAAGAUUGGAAGUCCACUGUAGUCAUACCAUACCGUAGUGAAACAUCGGAAGAAAUCAAACGGAUCUUAAACAAGCAUGAUAUAAGAGUGUAUUUUAGAACAUGUGACACUAUAAGAUCGUCAUUGGUGAAGGUUAAGGAUAGGUUACCAAAGGAAGAACAACAAAAUAUUGUCUAUGAGAUCAAUUGUCAAGAUUGUAAUGCGGCUUAUGUUGGAGAAACAUCCAGACAAUUGAAGGUAAGGUUGAAGGAACACAAACAAUGUUUAAAAAACGUUCCCAAAACUUCGGUUGACCUAAGGAAACUUGAGAAUAAGUCUGCAAUAGCGUUACAUGCGUUGGAAACGGGACACAUGAUUAAUUUUGAAGGGGCCAAAAUACUUCAGAAAGGUUUCAACACUCAUAAAGAAAGAUUGACAGCAGAAGCGCUGUAUAUAUGGGCGAAUAAGAACAGCCUAAACAGAAAGGAAGGUAUUCAGCUAGCUACCACUUGGCAAAUAUUCAUCUACAAGUAAUUUGACCUUUUCUUUUAUUCAACCUGUUUACUUCACAUGAAUCGUUACUAUGACAGAAAUCAAUUAGUUAUAAAUUCAUUCAGUAUUGUUUGUUUGAAUCUUCCCAUCGAUUUGUUAGGACUGCAACUG
Messenger RNA from Schistosoma rodhaini, 2645 nucleotides. Lineage: Eukaryota; Metazoa; Platyhelminthes; Trematoda; Strigeidida; Schistosomatidae. The record is from the annotation of a GenBank genome assembly.